Didymella exigua CBS 183.55 is the source of this 708-nucleotide messenger RNA. RefSeq names its product amine oxidase catalytic domain-containing protein. The record is from RefSeq and is a predicted model, not a curated record. Gene Ontology annotation, molecular function: quinone binding; copper ion binding; primary methylamine oxidase activity. Gene Ontology annotation, biological process: amine metabolic process. The coding region runs from base 1 to 708 and encodes 235 amino acids. The transcript has 2 exons. Gene Ontology annotation, cellular component: plasma membrane. NCBI's taxonomy places the organism in Eukaryota, Fungi, Ascomycota, Dothideomycetes, Pleosporales, Didymellaceae.
AUGGCUUUUGAUGCCGGAGAAUCGAGUACGACCAAACGCUUGAGGCUGACUGGGCGCUGGUCGACUGCAAGUCAGAGCUUGGCAAGAGUGAUCUUGGGGAGAGGCUUGCCCCAGCUACGCUCGAAAUCGCUGAACCAAUACAUCGAGUACAUGGGACGGUCCUUCUACGUCGUCUUUAUCCGGAACUCGGGUGUUAAGUUCUACGACAUCCGUCUCAGGGGUGAACGGAUCAUUUACGAACGCUCUAUGCAGAAAGCCACUGCUCAGUAUAGUGGUGAUCAGCCGAAGGCCGCCAACACUAUUUACCAUGACACAUGCUACCGUCGUGUGCUGAGAUGGGCACACUCGUCCAAGGAUAUGAUUCUCCAAGGAGCUCUACCUUUUGGAAUCUGUGAUUACUUUCAAGGUCUUCCAAUUCUGAAAUUAGCAUAUCAUGAUGGCAAUGGUAACACGAUCAACACCAACGCUAUCUGCAUAUUCGAAGCCGACAUGAACUUCCCCUCAUCACGCCAUCGCUAUGGAGCCGGUAUCGACUACGGCUUCAAGAAGCCCGGCACUGUCAAAGGAGCCCAGCUGAUCGUUCGUAUGAUCGCGACGGUUGGCAACUAUAACUCCAUAUUCGACUACGGUUUUCACUUGUACGGCUCGCUUGAAGUCAGCGUACAGGCAUCUGGUUACCUCCAAAGCCCCUUCGACUAUCCCAUAUAA